GUAGAGCAGAGGAAACUUCUUUUGGAUAUGUCUGUCUCCUUCCACACUCAUACCAAAGAGCUGUGGACAUGGAUGGAAGACCUGCAGAAGGAGCUUUUGGAAGAUGUCUGUGCUGACUCUGUAGAUGCUGUUCAGGAACUCAUAAAGCAGUUCCAGCAGCAGCAAACAGCUACGCUUGAUGCCACCCUCAAUGUCAUCAAAGAAGGUGAAGAUCUAAUCCAGCAGCUCAGGUCAGUUCCUUGGGCACAACGGGACACAUCUCAGAAUUCCAGAGAUUCAGCUGUCUCUAACAAUAAAACACCACAUAAUAGUUCCAUCAGCCACAUUGAAUCUGUCCUCCAACAGCUGGAUGAAGCUCAGGUACAGAUGGAAGAGCUCUUCCAUGAGAGAAAAAUUAAGCUGGAUAUCUUUCUUCAGCUCCGGAUUUUUGAACAGUACACCAUUGAGGUGACAGCUGAAUUAGAUGCCUGGAAUGAGGAUUUGCUACGGCAAAUGAAUGAUUUCAACACUGAGGAUCUAACUUUGGCUGAACAACGUCUGCAGCGGCAUACGGAGAGGAAGCUGGCUAUGAACAAUAUGACCUUUGAGGUCAUCCAGCAAGGACAAGAUUUGCACCAGUACAUCAUGGAAGUGCAAGCUUCAGGCAUUGAACUGAUCUGUGAGAAGGACGUUGAUCUAGCAAUCCAAGUGCAAGAGCUGUUGGAGUUUCUUCAUGAGAAACAGCACGAGUUGGAGCUCAAUGCUGAUCAGACGCACAAACGGCUAGAGCAGUGCCUUCAGCUUCGGCACCUGCAGGCAGAGGUUAAGCAGGUGCUUGGCUGGAUCCGUAAUGGAGAAUCCAUGCUCAAUGCCAGUCUUGUCAAUGCAAGUUCUUUGUCAGAAGCUGAGCAGCUCCAGAGAGAACAUGAGCAGUUUCAGCUGGCCAUAGAGAAGACACACCAGAGUGCCCUCCAAGUGCAGCAGAAGGCAGAGGUUUUACUGCAGGCCGGGCACUAUGAUGCUGAUGCCAUCCGUGAAUGUGCAGAAAAAGUGGCCUUACAUUGGCAGCAACUCAUGCUAAAGAUGGAGGACCGGCUGAAACUGGUUAAUGCCUCUGUUGCUUUCUAUAAAACUUCAGAGCAGGUUUGCAGUGUGCUGGAGAGUUUGGAGCAGGAAUAUCGAAGAGAUGAAGACUGGUGUGGAGGUCGGGAUAAGCUGGGGCCAGCAUCUGAAAUAGAUCAUGUUAUCCCCUUAAUCAGCAAACAUCUGGAACAGAAGGAAGCCUUUCUCAAGGCCUGCACACUAGCACGAAGGAAUGCAGAAGUGUUUCUCAAGUACAUUCAUCGAAACAAUGUCAGCAUGCCAGGAGUAGUGAGCCAUACCAGGGGACCUGAACAGCAAGUGAAAGCCAUUCUGAGUGAGCUGCUGCAGAGGGAAAAUCGUGUUCUUCACUUCUGGACUUUGAAGAAAAGGCGACUGGAUCAGUGCCAGCAGUAUGUAGUCUUUGAGCGCAGUGCAAAGCAGGCCUUGGAUUGGAUUCAGGAAACAGGAGAAUAUUAUCUCUCUACUCACAACUCCACUGGAGAAUCAGCAGAUGAAACACAGGAACUUUUGAAAGAAUAUGGAGAAUUCAAAGUACCUGCCAAGCAAACCAAGGAGAAAGUAAAGCUUCUCAUUCAGCUGGCCGAUAGCUUUGUAGAGAAAGGACAUACACAUGCCACUGAAAUUAGGAAGUGGGUUACCACUGUUGACAAGUGCUAUCGGGAUUUUUCACUGAGAAUGGGAAAGUACCGCUACACUUUGGAAAAAGCUCUUGGGAUCAAUACAGAGGAUAAUAAAGACCUGGAGUUGGACAUCAUUCCAGCAAGUCUGUCUGAUCGUGAAGUGAGGCUACGUGAUGCCAGUCAUGAAGCCAAUGAAGAGAAGAGAAAGUCAGCCAGAAAAAAAGAGUUUAUCAUGGCUGAAUUGCUUCAGACUGAAAAGGCCUACGUCAGGGACUUGCAUGAAUGUUUAGAGACCUACCUUUGGGAAAUGACAAGUGGAGUAGAGGAGAUACCACCAGGGAUUCUGAACAAGGAACACAUAAUAUUUGGGAACAUCCAGGAGAUAUAUGAGUUUCAUAAUAACAUUUUUCUAAAAGAACUGGAAAAAUACGAACAACUCCCUGAAGAUGUUGGUCACUGUUUUGUCACCUGGGCGGAUAAGUUUCAGAUGUAUGUUACCUACUGUAAAAACAAACCUGACUCCAGCCAAUUGAUCCUAGAGCACGCAGGAACGUUCUUUGAAGAAAUUCAACAAAGGCAUGGUCUGGCCAACUCCAUUUCCUCAUACUUAAUCAAACCUGUCCAGAGGAUUACAAAGUAUCAACUUUUAUUGAAGGAGCUUUUAACAUGCUGUGAAGAAGGAAAAGGAGAGCUCAAGGAUGGUUUGGAAGUGAUGCUCAGUGUCCCUAAGAAAGCCAAUGAUGCCAUGCACGUAAGCAUGCUGGAAGGAUUUGAUGAAAAUUUGGAUGUUCAGGGAGAACUGAUUCUUCAGGAUUCAUUCCAAGUAUGGGACCCUAAAUCUCUCAUCCGGAAGGGUCGUGAGAGACAUUUGUUUCUCUUUGAAAUCUCUCUAGUUUUCAGCAAAGAGAUAAAAGAUUCUACAGGACAUACUAAAUAUGUUUACAAGAACAAAUUACUGACCUCAGAACUGGGAGUAACAGAGCAUGUGGAAGGAGAUCCAUGCAAGUUUGCCUUGUGGUCUGGACGGACUCCCUCCUCAGAUAACAAAACAGUGCUAAAAGCAACCAGCAUUGAAACCAAACAAGAAUGGAUUAAAAAUAUUCGAGAAGUGAUACAGGAAAGGAUUAUACAUCUAAAAGGAGCUUUGAAAGAACCAAUCCAGCUCCCUAAAACCCCAGCAAAGCAAAGAAACAACAGUAAGAGAGAGGGAGGAGAAGAUGCUGACAGCCAAGGAGACGGGAGUAGUCAGCCUGACACAAUUUCAAUUGCAUCCAGAACUUCUCAGAAUACAGUAGACAGUGACAAGCUGUCUGGAGGAUGUGAACUAACUGUGGUGCUGCAAGACUUUGUUGCCAGUCAUAGCAGCGAACUGAGCAUCCAGGUGGGACAGACUGUGGAGUUACUCGAAAGGCCAAGUGAACGGCCAGGCUGGUGUCUGGUACGGACCACGGAACGGAGUCCACCUCAGGAAGGUCUGGUCCCCAGCAGUGCUCUCUGCAUCUCCCAUUCCCGGAGCAGUGUAGAAAUGGACUGCUUCUUCCCAUCAGGAAAAGAUACCUAUUCCACCUCCUCCAAUGAAAAUGGAGCAAAAUCUGAUUCUGUGGCCAAUUUACAGCCUCACUCGUCCCUUAAUUCCAUCCAGAGCUCCCCUGGUCCAAAGCGUUCAACCAACACCCUGAAAAAAUGGCUAACAAGCCCUGUACGCCGACUGAACAGUGGGAAGGCUGACAGCAACAUCAAAAAACAAAAGAAAGUACGUGAAGGAAGGAAGAGCUUUGACUUAGGUUCCCCCAAGCCUGGAGAUGAAACUACACCUCAGGGAGACAGUGCCGAUGAGAAGAGCAAGAAAGGUUGGGGGGAAGAUGAACCAGAUGAAGAAUCUCAUACACCACUUCCUCCUCCAAUGAAGAUUUUUGAUAAUGAUCCUACACAAGAUGAGAUGUCUUCCUCUUUGCUAGCUUCUCGACAGACCAGCUCUGAUGUCCCAACUGCUGCAGAUCUUGUCAGUGCAAUAGAAAAAUUGGUCAAAAGCAAGCUGACAUUAGAAGGAGGCUCCUACCGAGGAAGCUUAAAGGAUAGUACUGGAUGCCUGAAUGAAAGUGUGACACCUUCAACUCCUCCUUCAAGAAACUUUGAAGAGGAACAAAAAGCCAAAGCUAUGAGAGGCAGGAUGUUUGUUCUAAAUGAACUGGUACAAACGGAGAAAGACUAUGUCAAAGACUUAGGAACUGUGGUGGAGGGAUUCAUGAAAAGAAUAGAAGAAAAAGGUGUGCCUGAAGAUAUGAAAGGGAAAGACAAGAUUGUAUUUGGAAACAUUCACCAGAUCUAUGAUUGGCACAAAGAUUUUUUUCUUGCUGAACUGGAAAAGUGCCUUCAGGAGCAUGACCGUUUAGCACAGCUCUUCAUCAAACACGAGAGGCGAUUACACAUGUAUGUGGUGUACUGUCAAAAUAAACCAAAAUCAGAAUAUAUAGUAGCUGAAUGUGGUACAUAUUUUGAGGAGGUGCAACAAGAAAUAAACCAGCGGUUAACUCUCAGUGACUUCUUAAUUAAGCCCAUUCAAAGAAUAACCAAGUACCAGUUGCUUCUCAAGGAUUUCCUGAAAUACAGUGAAAAGGCUGGAUUGGAGUGCUCCGAGAUAGAGAAAGCUGUAGAGUUGAUGUGCCUUGUUCCUAAACGCUGCAAUGACAUGAUGAAUCUAGGACGACUGCAGGGCUUUGAGGGCAAGCUGGCAGCUCAAGGGAAAUUGUUGCAACAGGAUACAUUCUAUGUAACAGAGCAGGACUCUGGAGGGUUGUCUCGGCCAAAGGAACGCAGAGUUUUCCUCUUUGAGCAAAUAGUCAUCUUUAGUGAACUACUCAGGAAAGGCUCUUUAACACCUGGGUACCUGUUUAAGCGGAACAUAAAGAUGACAUACCUAAUACUUGAGGAGAAUGUGGACAACGAUCCUUGCAAAUUUGCUCUCCUGAAUCGGGAAACAUCAGAAAGGCUCAUUUUGCAGUCUGCCAAUCCUGAAAUCCAACAAGCUUGGGUACAGGAUAUCAAUCAAGUACUUGACACACAGAGGGACUUCUUAAAUGCAUUACAGUCUCCUAUAGAGUAUCAGCGCAAAGAAAGCAGCAGCUCAGCUCUAAUGAGACCCCAGACCAGCCGGGCACCUCAACCCAUCACCAGACCCUAUUCCUCAGGCCCUGUAGGAUCUGAUAAAACUUCAAAGGCUACAAUGCGCAACCCAUCUCUUCCACCUCUGAAGAUAUCUACCUCCAAUGGUAACACAGGGCAUGAACAGCACCAGCCUGGGGACAAAUAUGAACAGAGCAAGAAUGACUUGGGUGGGUGCAAUGGAACCUCUUCUAUGGUGGUCAUCAAAGAUUACUAUGCAUUAAAGGAGAACGAAAUCUGUGUCAACCAGGGUGAAGUGGUCCAAGUACUUGCCAUUAACCAGCAGAACAUGUUUCUUGUGUACCAGCCUGCCAAUGACCACUCACCAGCAGCAGAAGGAUGGAUCCCAGGGAAUAUCUUGGCUCCCCUCACUAAAUCAACUACAGAUAAUAGCGACGGAAGCAUAAAGUAAGUGCUGUGUUGGAUUCCCAGGGAGCAGUGUGUGGAUUUUUGAGGAAAAAUUAAACACAAAUGGUAGGAUUUUCCUACUUUUUUUCUUAGAUCUUCAGUGCCAUUGGAACAAACUAUGUUUGAUAACACAGCAUGGGGUAUCCAUCUUGGGAUAGUUGGUUUUUUGUUGGUUUUUUUGUGUGUCCCCCCCCCAUAAUUUAUAAAUAAUUAAAAUCCAUAGACAGGUUUAAAAGCAUGGCUUAUGUUUUCCAUCUUUUCCUAAUUAUGGACCUAAUUGGACUGGAUUUCUAUUUAUCUUGUGUUUAAAUAACGUGUGUGUGUAUGUGUGUAGACACAUACACACAUAUGUGAAUGUGAGAGGGUGUGUAUGUAUAUAUGUGUGUGUGAGAUAGAAAAAAACAAAACAACAUUGCCCUCUUGUAUGGAUUGAGUCCUGCUUCUCAAGAAAGAGAUUUUAUGUUGUCUAUGGCAAUUUCUUGUACAGUUUGUAACAUUUUCAUUUUGGUUUUUUUCUGUUCACAUAUUUUGUAUAAAAAAAAAAAUUUCUGUUUGAUAAAUCCCUUUUGCAGUACAUUCCUGUAAAAAGUAUUUUGCACUAUUGAAAAAACCCAUAUUUGAAGUCAGAUUGUGCAAUAUUAUGGAUAGUCGCAAUGUUCAUCAUUGUACCUGUAAUGUAACUAAUAAUUUUAAAUGUACUAUUUUAAAUAUGUAAAAUAAAUUUUCACUAUGAGCAUGUUUUGAGAAGAUUAUAAAAG
Molecule: messenger RNA, 6031 nt
Organism: Candoia aspera
Lineage: Eukaryota; Metazoa; Chordata; Lepidosauria; Squamata; Candoiidae
Gene: KALRN
Product: kalirin RhoGEF kinase
Exons: 39
Coding region: 28-5277 (1749 amino acids)
Biological process (GO): axon guidance; intracellular signal transduction
Cellular component (GO): cytoplasm; postsynaptic density; extrinsic component of membrane
Molecular function (GO): protein binding; guanyl-nucleotide exchange factor activity
Source: RefSeq, a predicted model, not a curated record